This is a messenger RNA of Formica exsecta, 1723 nucleotides long. RefSeq names its product serine/arginine repetitive matrix protein 4-like. The record is from RefSeq and is a predicted model, not a curated record. The coding region runs from base 731 to 1723 and encodes 330 amino acids. Lineage: Eukaryota; Metazoa; Arthropoda; Insecta; Hymenoptera; Formicidae. The transcript is spliced from 5 exons. Gene Ontology annotation, molecular function: DNA binding. Gene Ontology annotation, biological process: nucleosome assembly. Gene Ontology annotation, cellular component: nucleosome.
UAGUCGAGAGCUUUGAACCCUCUCGUCGAAUUAUAUCAAUUUCAAAUUAUAAAUCUCAAUUCCUGAAAUUAAACCGAAUGCGCGUGUCUCAGUUGCUUUCUUAGCUAAUCAUCGGAAUGCUUGGAAUGUCGAUUUACUUAAGACACAGGCCCCGAAAUGAAAAACUCGGGGAUUCCGAAAAGAGAAGCAUCGUCGAACAGACGAAGCGAGUAUCGCGCGGAGACAACAGACAACGGAUAUUUCGGCGACAACUUCGACGCGGAUGCUGACAUGUCCCAACGAAAUUCGCUGUGAUGCUCGUGAAAGAAAGAUCGGUUCGCAUUUACGACGGAUUUAUCAAGACCGUUUGUUGCACAAAAAAGAACGAUUGGAUGUUUUUUGACUUCAAGCAUUUGUCAGAUAAUACAUACAGACGUGGUAUUGGUUUCGAAAUUCAAAGCGGCAUCAAAAAUUUGAAGCGUAAUCCCGUAAUAAAUCGAUUGGAAACACACAAAGAAAAGUGAAUAAAUGCACGAUAUUUAUCUGUACAAAAUGUAAAUAUUUUACGGUGUAUAUAACUAGAAAACAUAAAAAUUAAAAUCUACGAUUAUCAAACUCUAAUUAUAUUAAUAUUUCUACGAAUCAUCCUUUAUCCAGUAUCAUAUGUAAUAAUUUAAAGUUUAUCAGAUUUAAAUUCAUCAUCUAAAAGUGAAACGUUAGUCAAGUGCAUUGUGAAUCGUGAAAUUUCAAGAUGGUUCGACCGUCGAAUCCUCGACUCAUGGCUCGCGUGCUAGACGCAGUGAUGAAUCUUGGCGACACUAGAGGUUCAUCGGCUCGCGAAGUCCUCAGUUUUAUCCGGCAGAGCAACGUAUCGCCCAAGAACCUCACACUGCAGGUGCAUCGAGCUCUAAAACACGCGGUGAACGCCGGACUUUUACGACAUAGGAGUGGUCGUUACAAAACAUUGGCUACUCUGAAUCCCGCUUCUGUCUCUACUCCACCUGCCAGCAAAGAAUCAACUAAUGACGAUAAAACAACUGAGGAGAAGAAGUCGAAAUCCGACGUACAAGCGCCGAUCGACAAAACGGAAUCCUCUUCUCGUCGAACACAGGAACGCAAAAAAAGAAAUACGUCACGACGACGAAGCAGCAGACAUCAUAGUAGUAAAGCAAGAAGGAGAGCGCGACGCUCGCCGUAUCCUAGACGAUCCAAUACGUCCGUUCAAAAUCGAAAGCGACAGCAGCGAAAGCGCAGGUACGAGGACGAGGAGUUCGAGGAUCAGUCACAUGUACACAGAUGUAUCGGACGGUACAUCUUGCACGAAAAGGACGACGAGCCAUCCGUACCAUUCAAUCGACAAACGAAACGUUCGAGAUUAUCCAAGCGAGAGCUCGAGUCCGACUUCUCCGAUGAGAGCGAUCGCGAAAGCGACGUGAACCGGAAGCGCGUCUCUCGAUCGAGUAAACCAUUGUGUCGGGAACCGAGAUGCAAAGAGACGCGGGCGAAAUCGAGGGGCAGAUCAGCAUCGCGAGCUCGUAGUCCGCAGAUGCUGCAACGAACUGUGCAGCCGCGACAGUCUUCGAUCGAGGAAGUCGGAAACGAUGGGCAGCAAUAUGACGAGGAUCACGGGUCCACGGAGCUUGACUCGGCUCAUCAAGAAGCGCACGAGGAGGAAGAUGUCGAGGGGGCUCGCGAGCCGAAUGACAGCAACAGCGGCAGCACCCUGGAAAAUUCGAGAGACUGA